CCGCUUUUGUCUUGUCUGAGGAGGGGAUUGGAGGAGGGGCGGAGACGGCGGAGGGAAGGUGGGGCUCCUCGCCGGUGAUUAGCGGCAGGUCGGCCAGUCGGAGCUGGGGCGCGGCGGGUCCCCAGCAAGGAGCGCUUGAAUGCGGGAGGUGUACUUCACAGGGACGGCCACAAGUACGGGAGAUGUUGGUCUGGAGAGGAGCUCGGCGGAUAGUAGCUCUCCCGUCGUGCUCGCCACCAGCGCCCGUCGAUGGGGGAGGUAGUAGUCGCCGGAGGCGGUGGGGGGCAAGUCUCUCUUCUUUCCAGAACUGAUAGUUGGAAGUUCAUCUUAGCUAUACACGGGCAUCAAGGACCAAGUGUAGUAUCUGCAACCCAGUGCAGGAUUCAAUAUUUGUACCCGAACUAUUCAGGUUUAAGUUUUAGCAGUGUAGUAUUUGUACCCAAGUUCUUCAGGUUUCAGUUUCUUUAACAAGGAGCAGCUUGUGGAGGUCCAUGGCGCGUGGCGAGGCGCUCGCAAGCAGCGCUUGUAUUCGUGAGGGUUUGUUCCCUACAACGGUGGGGGGAAGCAGAGAUGCAGGUAUGGAGAGGAGCUCAGCGGAGCUGUCCCGUCGGGCUCGCCAUCAGCCAGCAGCCGUUGUGGGGUGUGUGGAGGUGGUAGUCAUCGGCACCGCUCGAGCGGUAGGUAUUGUUGUGUGUGAUUUUCUACUUCCUGCUUUCCACCUCUGGUUAUAGGUUGUGCCAGCUUGGGCGGGUGCGUCGGGGAGGGUGGUCUCAGAUUCAUUCCGCUCGAUUAUGUUUUGUAAUUUCCCUGAAUUUUUUGCGUUCAGUAUCUGCUACUCUCGAUCAGUAUCUGCUACUCUCGAUCAGUUCAUGUGGUUGAUUUAGUUCAAUUUUUAACUGGCCCUGAAUAUGUGCAUUUAGUAUUCUCUAAUUCUCCAUUUAGUUCAUGCACUUGAUUAAUUCAGCAAAACGGUCAUUGUACAUGUGUGUUCAGCAACUAGUGAUUCAUUGAUUUGUAGAGUCCUCUCUAUAUGUUCUGGUUCAGUAUAUAUCGCCAUGUUUACAUGGCUCAAGUGUUUUUUGCUUUGUCUUGGUUGAGGAGUGGCAAGUAAUUCCCCCUGGACUAAUAUAAUGACAACUAUGUUUUUAGCCACUCUUUUUUUGUAUGGUACCACAAAAUAGAAGAUGGUUUGUGAUUUUAGUCCUUAGUCCUCAGUACAAGUGUGAGACCUUCUGUUAAAUUGUUCAAUGUUCAUUAUUUCAUUUUCAGUGUUAGUAUUCAUUAUUUAGUAUAAGUGUUCGGUCAGUUACCAGAACUUCAGUUUUAAGCUUGUCUCCAUUGUUUAGUAUAAGUGUCCAGACCUCCUUCAUUGUUUUGUUUUUUUAGUAUCAUUUCAGUUCAUUUUAUAAUUGUUUAUCUUAUUUAUUCAUUUUAUCAUUCAGUGAUCAUAGUUUCUUUCAUCGGUCAUUAUUAGGUAGGCUAGUUAUCAUAAGUAUCAGUUCCUUCAGUUAUCAUAUCAGUGUUUCUCUUAUUCUUGUUUUUCUAGUCUUCUCAUUCUUCAUUCAUAUCAAAUUAUUAUUUUCCAGUCACUUCUCAGUCUUGUGUUUCAGUUAUCAGUGUCUCAUUUUUUGUGAUUCAGAUUUUCUUUGUGUUAGUUGUCGUCAGUCUUGAGACAUUGUAUUGGUAGAAUUAGUCCUUAAUUUUUUGUUUUCCACUCUUACUCAUUCCUUUUAGUUAUCUCUGUCUUUCAUCCCUUAGUCUUCAGUUAUCAUUCCUGCUGUAGAUUUAAUUAUUCUUCAGUUCCAUCCAUGUUCAUUAUCUUGAUAUUGAUCAUUCUUUUGCUGUUAGAUAACUAAUAUUUAGUGCAACCCCUUCACCAAGUAAAAACUGGCAUGAUCAGAUUUGUCUAUGACCUUAGUUUGUCCUCAGUCAUCUUCAUUGCAACUUUUGUAUUUGUUAAACAUUUGAUUUCGCAUCAGUUUUGUCUAUGACCUUAGUUUUGUCAUCUUCAUCAUUCUAUCUACACAACUUGCUCAUUUUUAUUUCUUCAUUCUUUUUGGUUAGUUUCGAAAGUGAUAUUAGCUACCAAGUUGUCAUCAUGUGGAUGCCCUUUUAAGGUAGCCUCCAGCUUGCGGACCACCCCGACGGUAGGCAUGGCAGGAAUAUGCCUUGGGGGAUGGAUUGUAAGCACUGCCGCGUACAAGACAGUAGCAGAUGGUCGUAUCGCUUUUCAACAAGGAUUUCUGGGAGGAAUUCCUGGAGGAGAACUACCUAGCAUUGACAGAGCGUUGCUAAUCACCAUCAGGAACAGUGCACUAGACGAACUGAACAUGAUGGUUGUCUUCAACGAGAUCUAAUUAUGAGAUUGUCAGGAAUAAGCGAAAAUCUGCUUCUGUGCUCGGGCUCAGCUGAUCCCGCAAUCCACACCGAUCGGUUUGCAUUAGGAUUUGUGCGUCUGUCGGUAUUUUCUGUCGUAUGUCUCUUUCUCUGGAGUGGAGCACCGUAAGCAUUUAUUGCGACAGAGCGUUUCGCUGCCGUUGCGGGACAGAGAGAGGCUCGAGGGCUCGUUUUCUUAUCUGUGCUAACGUCGUCCUGGGACAGCUAUACCAUUGAUGGCUCGCCACUUUAUCUGAGCCACCAUGAGCCGUAUGGGCUAACUUCUCCUAUCGACGGCGUCAACACGACUGCAAACAUAAAAUGCAUUCCCAUGCUCACAGCCCAUCUGCCCAUCGCUCUCAUUAACUUCCCCAUCUCCCUCCAACAUCUCUUUUGCUCUCCCAUAUCCUCCUCCGUCCUCGUCUCCGGCGACAUGUCCGCUUCAUCUUCAUCAUCUCUCCUCGUCCCGGCGGACUGGCUGCUACCCCUGAUGGCAUGUCCACUCUGCGGCCACGAGUUAGUGACAGCCGUCGCAAGGAGUGGGAACAACGUUGGGCAUCGAUUCUACAAGUGCAUUCGCUACGAUUCAAGGCAGUGCCGUUUCUUCGAGUUCCAGCGUGCGUACUGCAUGAGGAUGACUCAUGAGCAGAUCCUGGCUGUGCAGCACCAGGCCGGAUGGCACCCACCCGGGUUUGGAUUUGCGCCCCAGCAGGGCAAUGGUCCUUCUCAGAUGGUUCCUGCUGCCAUCCAGCCCCAGAUCCAGGCGCAAUUGCAGCCGCAGAUGCAGCCGCAGACGCAGCCUCAGAUCCAGGCUCCGAUGCAGCAGCUUCCCCCGGCGGGCAACAAUAUGAUAGCUGACGCUGGAAGGCCUGCUGCCGGAGUCGGAGCAGCUUAUGGAGCACAAGGCCUAGCUGCAGUUGUCGUUCUUAUGGCUGCAGUGAACAUCAUGCUAACUGUUCUGCUGUUGAUGGUUGUGUUAGCUAAGUAAUUUCCAUAGGUAUUCUAGGGCACUCCUUUAUUAAUAGCACUAUGCAAGUUCUAACUAUUUUAGUGUAACCAAGGGUGGCUCCCUUUACCGCUAAGCCUAUUUAAGACGACGACCCAGGUUUAGAGCUGUUGUGCUAUUCGACAACCAACUAUGUAAUGCUUUAUCAGACCUUACUUAA
Molecule: messenger RNA, 3542 nt
Organism: Triticum aestivum (bread wheat)
Lineage: Eukaryota; Viridiplantae; Streptophyta; Magnoliopsida; Poales; Poaceae
Exons: 3
Coding region: 2708-3364 (218 amino acids)
Molecular function (GO): zinc ion binding
Source: RefSeq, a predicted model, not a curated record